Messenger RNA from Elgaria multicarinata webbii, 7668 nucleotides. RefSeq names its product 1,4-alpha-glucan branching enzyme 1 (gene GBE1). Gene Ontology annotation, molecular function: 1,4-alpha-glucan branching enzyme activity; hydrolase activity, hydrolyzing O-glycosyl compounds; cation binding. Gene Ontology annotation, cellular component: cytoplasm. The transcript is spliced from 17 exons. Gene Ontology annotation, biological process: glycogen biosynthetic process. NCBI's taxonomy places the organism in Eukaryota, Metazoa, Chordata, Lepidosauria, Squamata, Anguidae. Bases 219 to 2339 code for a protein of 706 amino acids. The record is from RefSeq and is a predicted model, not a curated record.
UGCCCCCCACCCCGCACAACCGGCCUGGACUGCGUGGGCGGCACCCAGUUUAGCCCUAUCCAGAAGGGGGAGAGAGAAGAGAGGGGAGGCUGAAGGCAGAGCUUGGAACCCGUUUCCAGUCCACCCACCCCUUACCGAAGUGUAUAUAGAGCAAGGAGGGCGCCGCUGCUGGUCAUAUCCUGGCACGGCGGUCGGAUCCUGCUAGUGCAGCUGCAAAGAUGGCUGUGUUAAGUCCGACUGUGCCGGAACUGGAGCGACUGCUGGAGAAAGACCCCUCCUUGACUCCUUUUGAGCAAGACUUCCAGCGCAGGUAUGGUGUCUUUCAUCGCAUCCUGAAGAACAUUGAAGAAAAUGAAGGUGGCCUUGACAAAUUCACAAGAAGUUACCAAACAUUUGGAGUCCACAGAUUUGUAGAUGGAGGGCUCUACUGUAAAGAAUGGGCUCCGGGGGCAGAAGCCAUGUUUCUUACCGGUGACUUCAAUAACUGGAAUCCAUUUUCCCAUCCAUAUAAGAAAGCGGAUUUUGGGAAAUGGGAGUUAUUCAUCCCACCUGGACCAGAUGGAUUUAAACCUGUGUCUCAUGGAUCAAAACUGAAGGUGGUGAUACGAAGCAAAAGCGGAGAAAUCCUCUAUCGUAUUUCUCCUUGGGCAAGAUACGUUGCUCGUGAAGGUACAAAUGUGAACUAUGACUGGAUACACUGGGAACCACCAACCCCAUACAGACGGAGAUAUCCUGUUCCUAAGAAGCCUAAAAGCUUAAGGAUCUAUGAAUCUCACGUGGGAAUUGCUUCCCCUGAAGGGAAAAUAGCUUCAUAUAAAAACUUCACACACAAUGUACUUCCGAAAGUCAAGGAUCUUGGAUAUAAUUGUAUUCAAUUGAUGGCUGUGAUGGAACAUGCUUACUAUGCCAGUUUUGGUUAUCAGAUCACAAGCUUUUUUGCAGCAUCAAGCCGCUACGGACCUCCAGAUGACUUGAAAGAACUGAUUGAUGUUGCCCACUCCAUGGGAAUUACUGUCUUGCUAGAUGUUGUACAUAGUCAUGCAUCAAAGAAUUCUGAAGAUGGUCUGAACAAAUUUGAUGGUACAGAUUCUGCAUUUUUCCAUUCUGGUCCUAGAGGAACGCAUGCUCUUUGGGAUAGUAGGCUUUUUGACUACGCAAACUGGGAAGUCUUGCGGUUUCUUCUCACCAAUCUAAGAUGGUGGAUAGAAGAAUAUGCCUUCGAUGGUUUUCGAUUUGAUGGUGUAUCAUCUAUGCUAUACCACCAUCAUGGUAUUGGGGAAAGCUUCUGUGGGGAUUACAAUGAAUAUUUUGGUAUGCAUGUUGAUGAGGACGCUCUGGCAUACCUAAUGACGGCAAACUACAUGAUACAUAUCUUGCAUCCAGAAUGUAUAACUAUAGCAGAGGAUGUGUCUGGAAUGCCAGCUCUUUGCUGUCCAGUAACAGAAGGAGGAACUGGAUUCGAUUAUCGGUUGGCCAUGGCAGUUCCUGAUAAAUGGAUUCAGAUAAUUAAGGAGCUUAAGGAUGAAGACUGGGAUAUGGGGAAUAUAGUGUUCACGCUAACGAACAGGCGAUAUGGAGAGAAAUAUAUUGCAUAUGCAGAGAGUCAUGACCAGGCGCUUGUUGGUGAUAAGACCUUGGCAUUUCGGCUGAUGGAUGCAGAGAUGUAUAAUUAUAUGAGUGUUCUUUCACCUCUUACUCCCAUUAUUGAUCGAGGCAUGCAGCUUCAUAAAAUGAUCCGGCUCAUUACUCAUGCACUUGGAGGAGAGGGCUAUCUCAACUUCAUGGGUAAUGAGUUUGGGCAUCCAGAAUGGUUGGACUUUCCCAGAAAAGGCAAUAACGAAAGUUACCAUUAUGCUAGGAGGCAGUUUCAUUUAGCUGAUGAUCAGAUUCUUCGCUACAGAUUCUUAAAUGCAUUUGACAGAGAUAUGAACAAAUUGGAAGAAAGAUUCGGCUGGCUUGCAUCACCCCCGGCUUAUGUGUGUGAAAAACAUGAAUCAGACAAAGUUAUUGCUUUUGAGAGGGCAAAUCUCCUAUUUAUAUUUAAUUUCCACCCAUCUAAAAGCUUUACAGAUUACAGAGUGGGUACAGAAAAACCAGGAAAGUAUAAAAUUGCACUGGAUUCUGAUGCUCCAGAGUAUGGAGGACAUAGUAGACUCGACCAUAACACAGAUUUCUUCUCUCAACAAUUUUCACACAACCAUCUACCUCAUUCUCUUUUGCAACCCAAUUCACUGAGUGAAAAUGAUGGCCAGCCCCGAAGACAACUCACAAACUACCUGGAGGUAUACAUUCCAAGCAGAGUGGCCAUAGUGCUUCAGAAUAUGGAUCUCCAGAACUGAAGACAUCCAGCCUACAACUAAAUCCAUUACUGCAAAGGCCAAACAGUAUUUUGAUGCUAGUGGUAUCCAGGAUUUAUUGUUUGAAAACAUUUCUAUAUGUAAGAAUUGGAAAUGUCCUUAUUAUUUAUUCCUAAUUACAGUUUUCCAAUUGUGAAAUGCUUAUUCAUAGAAAGCAUAUAUAAAAGGGGGGAAAGAAAAGAAAAAUGCAUUAACAACUCAGUGUUACAGAAUUAGAGUUUAGAAUAUCUGACAUCCUCAAAGUAAUAUUUCCAGUAUUUUAUCUAGAAUACUGUGGUCUGUUUCAAAAAGUGCAUGCUCUGUUUUCAACGAUUUGCUCCUGUCCCAUUUAUAAUUUGGUGUCGAAAGCAUUUUUCUCAUUAACUAUGUUUUAUAUUAGAAAUAAUUAUAAUGAAUGUUUAUUUGCCAUGAAAGGCAGCCUUAUGUAUUUCUUUGACGCUGUAUUCCCAGUUAUAAAGUUUUUUGUGUUUUGUUAUGUUAAACCACUGGGGUGAGGCAGGGGAGGUUUGUUAGACUUAAUGUACAUCAUCGCAAGAAAAUGUUUCUGGGGAAUCGUGAGACUGGGAAGAUGGUUGGUCCAAGGGCACCAACAAUUGUCUUCUGUGACAAUAACGCUUGAGUCUCAUUGAUUUAUCACUGUGGAGCUGUAUGGCAAUGGUGAACUUAUUUGUGCCUAAGUAUUUUUAUAUAGUUACAAAUUAAAAUGGUAACUUUAUAAAACAAAGCGAUAUAGUGUCUAUAGCAGCCUCCCAAAAUGUGGUGCUCCCCAGAUUUUUGAAGUUCAGUUCCUCACUUUUGGCCAAGUUAGUUGGGUUGAUGGCAGUUGAAGCCCAAAAUAUCCCCAGAGCACCAGGUUGAAGAAAGCUGGUUUUGAGGGUCAAGGAUUCCAAGGUAGAUCUUUGAAUGUAAAUGAGACCAUACCUAAACGAAAGUUCUUUGAAGAUUAUCUCUCAUAAGGCUUGCACUAUAGGCAGAGUUCUGUAGGAUCACUAGGGUCAUAUAAUUUUCAAAAAUAUUCUAAAAUGAAGUCAUUUGAGAAGUUCUAUACUCUCAGCUAAGUUUACUUGUAUUAAAAAGCAUGCCAUAGUCAGUGGAACAAAUGACACCACACACAUCCAACUUGACUACACAAUAUCUGUUUGUUAGCCAUGAAUGAACAGUGAUAGAAAUUAUUUCAAGCAAGCUGAGUAAUAAUUUGAAACAGAAGUAUAAAAUAAUUGAUCUUUCAUUACAGAAGUUAUGUUUUGUAAAAUUUAGUACUCAGAAAAAUGAGAGGUGAUUUGUGAAUUAUGGAGUUAAAGAUAACAUUUUACGAAGUUGCAGAAAUAUCUUGGAACACUUUUUUAUCGGACGCAAAAUUAUUUCAUUUUUCUUCAUGACCAUCAAAAAUAUUCCGCAGAAAAAUGUUUGCAAAGAGAAUUCCACUUGAUAGUUGUUUGAAUUUAUCAUUGUUUUCACACUUUGUAAACACCCAAGUACUUGUGCCAGUACCUUGCUAAAAGUUCACUAUGAUGAUUAUUCUAGAGUAAGGUUUUCUUUCUUGGAACUAAUCAGACAGGACAAAUUGCAUGGUUCCAUCCCACACCCAUAUCAUCCUUGAGGAUUAAGGAUUAAUUGGGAAGGAACUACUUAGUUGUAUCCUGCCUGCAUAGUUCUGAAGUGUAUGUGGAACCAUGUUAAAGGAAUGUGUUUCCCAAAUCAGGAGUAUGAGGAAAAAAUACUUUCCAUGGAAACACAAACAAAUCUCAUUACAAUCUCUUUAGCUCGCUGAGGUAUUUGUAAAUGUAGCUUCUGUUGUACUUAGUUCAUCGUGUCACCUGAGAGAUAAUAUAUACUAUACCUCUAAUUAAUAUCCUACCUGUUUUUCAAUUGCCACUUUGUUAAGUGAGAGCUAAAUAGGUUAUUGUUCCCACAUUUAAAACCACAGUGAAUCAGUAAUUGUUUUACAGACUUUAAAAUUCAAGGUGAGAUAAACAGCUCUGUAAAUGUAAUAUACUUUUGUGAAAUGGAUUUAUUAAUAUAUAAUGAAAAUUUUACUGGCCCUUAUGUCUGGGCAUCUAAAUGCAAUGAAAGGAUAUUGUCCAUGUCAAACUUUUGUGCAAGAAAAGCAAUAAAUAUGUAAUAUGAUUAGAAGCUACAAAAUUAUAUGCAAAUAAACAGAGUGAUGUUAAAAUAUUGGGGUGUUUUGAUAUCGUAGUUUAACUCUAGAUAGAUAUUACUGAUGCAUAUCAGAAAAUUUAAGCAAAAAAACCCCACUUGACAUCAACAGAAGAAAUUUAGGAUUUUUGAAUAAUCAUAAUAUUUUAUGCUCAGAAACAUAGCAGAAGUUUCCAUCGGCUUUACAAGGUUGCCAGAUCUCAAUUCUAGCUUCAAGUUGCUGUUUUGCUGAGAUUGAGAUUUUCAAAGUAUGUGUCUGCUAAUAUACAGAUGCUUAGAAAACAACUCCUGGGCACCCUAAAAAUGGGGAAAAUAUUUGCAAGCAGAGCUUACAUUACUAUGCUUGGUGUCCUAAAUACAUAUUUCAUGUUCAAAUGUGCAUUUUGAUGUAGAUAGUGUACAUUAAGGAUGCAACCCUAAGUGUAGUGAGUCCUAUUAAACAAAGUAGGACUUGCUUCAUGCUAUGUAAACAUGGCGAGUGCCAGCCAGAGAAUAUACCUUUGCAUUAGUUUCUAGUUGUAGCAUCAACUAUGGACUGACAGACACUGGAAAUCAUCAACAGGGCUUGGAGCACUGUGUUAAUGCCCUCUGCUGUCUAUUCCCACCUCCAUUUUUUUUAAGGCAGGGAUGCUCAUAACAAAAAUUCUUACAUUCAGAAAAGCCAAGCCUCUUGGAUGGCAACUGGGAGCUGCCGCAGACAUUACUGCAGCUGGCUUAUCUGCUGUCAGAACAUUUCAUGCAAGUGCUCUACUUGUGUGAGCAGUCUAAUCAUAAAUGAAUAAUUGAGACCCUCCUCUUCGAAUUCCUUCUGCUCUCACAAGAGUGGACUGUUUGUAAGAGCAGUUAUUUUCAUGGAUAUGUCAGCUGCAAUGUGACAGUGUAAAGUCUGUUCUCAUGAGAUGUUUUGUUCCACAGCACAGUGGGAUGCCAGGUUUGAGGGUGUCAUGGGCAAGAUGCCUUCUGCCCCCCCCCCCCAUCAAAGCACCAUCCAGGUACCCUUCCCAACUAGUUCACCAAGUGGUGCAGGACCUAGCACUUCUCUUUUCAGUGCAAGAAUUUAUUUUUUAUUUUUUUUAAAAAAAAUGCCAACAUUAGCCCACAGAAUCCAGCAUUGGAUCAACCAUGUUCGAUGCUCACUGCUAGGCCUGUAUGUCUCAGUUCUAAGGCACAUCCAUACAUGCAGACAAUCUCAAGUUCAAGCCUUGGCAUUUCCAGUUAAAAGAUACAGAGAGCAGGUGAUUGGGGCGGGGGAACUUUCCCUUGGGAAUCUGGAAAGGCAUUGCACUCAAUAUUGGGAUGAAGAAAUUGUCUUGAGCUGGCAUAAGGCACCUUCCUGUGUAACCUAUAGAUGCUCAGAUUACAAAUUGUCACCCAUUACGUAAGGUAUCAAGGGCUUAAAUCCAUCUUUCCCUUCCAAAAUGUUCACAAGUGGUGGUCCUGUCCUUUCCUACUUGCACGUUUCUGAAAGGCAGGUGAAAAAAUGAAACAUGCAGGCAUUUGAUGCAGCAAGUGUGUACUUGUGCCAAAGAACUAAACAGACUUAGACUUUCUAACACAUACUAGAGUAGGAAGCAUAAAUGUAUCAGUCAUGUUUAUGAAGUAGGGAUUUCAACCCAGGCACAAGAUCAGCGCUGUGCCCUGUUGGCAACCAUUUCUUCACAUUAUAUUGUCAACAUAUGCUUAGUAUGGAGGGUGAAGGAAUGUUUUUCUUGGGUCUUGCAAUUUCAGUGAAUAUAUGUUAAGGUGGGCUUUUAAGGGCUUGUUAGUAUAGCAUAAGAAAGAACGGGGCAAGUAGGAGUACCAACAUUACAUCAGGGGUUAGAAACCUUAAGGUAUAGAAGCUUGUUACUUGGAGUAGGGCAAGUGUGGUUUGAUAAGAUUUUCUGCAUUAGUCAUAAUAGUUGUGCACUUGUUCCACCAGUGAGUAUUUCUUAUAAGAGAACUAGGUGACUAGUCAAGAGUUAUAGAAAGCUAGAGCUGUGGUUUAGGAAAUCCCUGUCUAGAAGAAAAGAGAAGUAAACCAAGCAAUUGACAACAUGAAAAGCAGAAGUGAUGUCCAGUUUAGGCAUAAACAAGUAUGUCAGAAAGGAUGAGACAUUCUGAGAAGAUGAUAGUCAAAACUGUUGAUGAUAACCUCUAAAUUAGAUUACUGCAAUGCACUCUACAUGGGGCUGCCUUUGAAGACAGUUCGGAAGCUUCAGCUUGUGCAGAUUGAUAACCAGGACCAGAAGGUUCGAGCAUAUAAGACCCACUCUUGCCCGCUUGCAUUGGCUGCCUGUACGUUUCCGAGCCCAAUUCAAGGUGCUGGUUUAAACCUAUAAAGCUGGCUUGGGACCACAACACCUGAUGGAACACCUUUCCCAACAUGAACCUACCCAAACACUACGUUCAACAUCUAUGGUCCUCCUCUGGGUGCCUACUUCGAGGGACGCUUGGAGGGUGGCAACAAGAGAGAGGGCCUUCUCUGUGGUGGCCCCCAGCUGUGGAACAAUCUCCCUCACGAGGCCUGCCUGGUGCCGACAUUGUCAUCUUCUCUGCUCCAGGUCAAGACUUUUCUCUUCUCCCAAGCAUUUAGCAAUAUGUAAUGAGCCCUGGGUCUGUUUUUUGGCUCAUUGUUUGUAAAGUUGUUAUAGUGGUUUUAAAUGUAUGUGUAUUUUGCAUGUUUUUGUGGUUUUUAAUUUUUGUAUAUUGUUUUUAAGAGUUUUUAUCUUAUGUGAACCUCCCAGAGAGCUUCGGCUAUGGGACGGUAUAUAAAUGAAAUAAAUAAAUAAAUAAAUAUAAAUGAUGUGGACCAAGGAACUUAGAUAAUUUAAAAUAAAUUAAUAUGUAUUAGGAAGGAGGUCUCUGGCUUUGAGAAGGGUUUGUAAGUCUGAACACAGAGGAGGAAGAUGUCUUUCCUUUCCCUCAGACAUGAGAUUCAGGAUAUUGCUCUGAACCUAGUAUGUAGGCUUUGGUGACUCCUUGGUUUUGCCUGAGAGAGAUGGAAAUCCCUUUGCAGAGAAAGAGCUCCUUUGCAGAGUCAGUAUGAAUGGUGCAGAAUUUGUGAGUAUACAGCUACUAGAUUUAUGAGUAUGCCAUUUUGUUUUGCAUGGUGAAAGGUUGGUGAUCAUGUUAAACUUUGUCUUUUCUUUAAUAAAAUACAUUUAAUUUUAAA